Molecule: messenger RNA, 756 nt
Organism: Scomber japonicus (chub mackerel)
Lineage: Eukaryota; Metazoa; Chordata; Actinopteri; Scombriformes; Scombridae
Product: hepatitis A virus cellular receptor 1 homolog
Exons: 7
Coding region: 1-756 (251 amino acids)
Source: RefSeq, a predicted model, not a curated record
AUGACGGUCAGACGCUUCAACUCUCUGCUGCUGCUCGCUCUGCUCACAGUCAGUGGAUCCAGCAGCACGAAGGUUGUUGGUCAAGCAGGUGAGGACGUCACUCUGCCCUGUAAAUAUAACAUCAAGUAUAACGGACCAACAGCAGUCUGUUGGGGUCGAUCACUAUCAACUUUUGGCUGCAACAACCAGAUCAUUUCCACAGACGGAUCUAAAGUGAUAGAAACAACCAGAGCUUCCAGCAGGUAUCAGUUACUGGGACGACUGGAGGAUGGAGAUGUUUCUCUGACGAUCCUGAAGACCACAGAGGAAGAUGCUGGACGGUACGGAUGCAGAGUGGACAUAUCUGGGCCGUUCAAUGAUCAAUUACAUCACAUCGAUCUGACCAUUGAGAAAGCUCCGUCGACCUCGUCAACACCAACCACAGAAACGACUGAACAGACUCCACAGACAGAACAGACGAUAAACACAUCAGGUCAGGUCACUGCUACAACUUCCUCAACCAGCAUCGACUCUGAGCAGCAGGAGGCAGGCGGUGGCGUUCUCGUGUUCAUGGUGCGUGUUCUGCUCGCGGUGAUCGCUUUGGCCACAGCCGGCGUCGCCACCGUUAUCGGGAGAAGAUGGAACCAACAUAAAAUCCCUCAGCAGCAGUCGGUCCAGUUGGUCCAGUUUAGCUCCAAUUCGUCGGCUAUGGAGCUCCAGGUUGUGCAGAUCGAUGCUGGUGGUAACAGCGACUGCGUGUACGAGGUCAGACUCUGA